AGGUCAGUGUUCCUGUGAGAAUCAGGUCAGUGUUCCUGUGAGAAUUAGUUCUGUGUUCAUGUGAGAAUUAUUAGUUCUGCGUUCAUGCGAGAAUCAGACCACUGUUCCUGUGAGAAUCAGUUUUACGUUCAGGAAACAUAUACAUACUACCUCACCCUCAAUGUACUCAGUGUGACACUGAAACAGUAUCUCAGUGUAAUAAGGGGUAAUACUUAGCUCUGACAUGGGCCAUGUCGAUGUCGCACAAUAAAGACACAUCUCGGUCAUCCACCAUGGCGCAGCUUCAAGGUCAUGCUCCCCAGUCCAGGAUGGGCUCUCAAGAUACCAACCCCCCGUCAAGGGAGACAAAUCCGUUCUGCAAAGCCCCCGCUCCUGCAUCGAGAGAAACCAACCCUUCCUCUAGGGAGAGCCCGGGCAGUCGCGGUGGCAGUUCCUGGGGCAUCAUGGCGCACGUGUACGAGCGCGUGCUGCACAUCAUCAACAAACCCCCCACAGAGAGGGGGGACAGUGAAAUAGACACCAUCCUUCCCUGGUUCAGGAAGAAGGCGGAACUCUUCAAGGAGCUGAAGACAGAAAUAUUGCUGGAUAUUGUGAAAAACUGUGAAUUCUCAACAUGUCAGCGUGAUCACGUGAUCAUCAGACAAGGCGACAAGGGAGACAAGUUUUACAUCAUUCUCACCGGCACCGUCAGCGUCCACAUCAACACCAACCUCGUCGAAGACGACUUCGAGUCCAUCAAACAGAAACAGUUGGAUGAAGAGGCUAAUGUUGCCGAGUCUGAGGGGUUCAAGUCUCUGGACAGGUCCAAAUAUGGAACCUACAUGGCCAAGAUACCUGCCGGUAAGAGUUUCGGCGAACUUGCCCUUAUAAGAGCCGACAGUGUCCGCAACGCCACCAUCAUCGCCGACGAGACGACAGACCUACUGAUGGUCAACAGAGACCUGUAUAAUAGAUCACUGCACGCAUAUCAGGCUCAAGAGUUUGACAAGAAGUACGGGUUUGUCGACGACUACCCCCUGUUCUCGGGCUGGAAUCCCCGCUACAAGAGGAUGGUCGCUAUGAGUCUGGUAAAGAGGAGCCUCAAGUUUGAGGACACGGUCAUCAAACAGGACACAGCCGUAGACGGUCUUCACUUUAUAAUUAGCGGACAGGUGAAGAUCGUGGUGGACCCAAGUCUCCACCCCAUCCAGUACCCCACCCUGUUCCCCAAGGGGGACAUCGCAGCGCUGGAGAGGGAGAAGGCCAGGGAGCGGCUCAGGAGGGAGAUGAACCUGGAGAAGAGUAAGGCCGUGGAUAAAAAAAUGACAUUUCAGAAACGGAAACAGCCGCAACAAGAAGGCAAAAAGACAACGAUCCGUCAUCUUGAACUUUGCCUCAUGGGAGCUGUGGACGUAAUAGGUGACUUAGAAAUGGCGCUGGGUCUCUCGACGUACGCCGAAAGCGUCAUCUGCACACAGGAAGCGGAAGUCUACCAGCUUGACCAGCGGAACUACGACCGUCUGAUCGAACGGAGGAACCCGCAAGCCAUCAAGAUGAUGAAGAACAUCGUCCACACCAGGUUGAGCCUCCACUUCUCCAGACUGAGCGAGGAGAAGCUUCCUCUCUUCCGUUACUUCCUCUACACACUGGACGAGAAGGAGAAGAGGGAUAACCAAACAGAGCAAACAGCGUCCCCGGAGAAGUCCCCCGAGCCUGGCUGGAAGGUGGACAAUCUUCAGAAGGGACCACUGGUCAACCUGUUCGGACCGGGCAGUGUCUUCUAUAUGAUCAGAAUGAGAGAGAAGGAGAAGAAGAGACGUACCCAGAGACCUAAACAAUUCGGGGGUUCAAAGUUCGGGGUGACGUCCCAGUCAAAAUUUACGUUUGGCGCUCGCGCUUUACCUGAGGUUGGAAAGUCAAAAGCGAAUAUCAUUGAGGAGUAUGAGAGACAUGAACGCUUGCCUCGACCGGAGAUGUCUGUAGGGCAUAAUCCUUUUAUAACGGAACCCGGGAAGACACCUACUCCAACCUUUCAGAACGGCCAGUCUCAGUUUCCUCCUAAAAUCACGUACCAGGCUGUGGAUGAGGAUCCGGAAGAUCUGCUCCACGAGUCCAACUUGUUUCAGGUCAAUGACAACAAGGGGAGAGAAUCCACGACCACUAGGCAGACGUUGUCGCCGAUGUUGGGGGAGGACGCCGACAGUGGGGACGAGGCGGCGUUGUCAAUCGGAGACACGGCGUUAACUCGGUUGGAGGAGAGGAUCCAGGCUUGGCACAGCAGCUUGGACGACCCGGAGACGCGGUCAGCAGGGGUGAAGAGAGCCGUCAAGCUACACCGAUACCAAGGGAUGUCGGAUGAGCGAAAGCCAAGACCAGGUAACAAAGUUCAUAUGAGGAUGAGGGAUACGACACGAAGCGUUGCAUUCUACACCUACCGCAGCGACGACGACGAUGCGACGUCAGACGCUGACGUUAGGAACAGGGCAUACUCCACCAUGGCAGGUUCUUCGUUGUCAAGUACCCGGAUAUAUGACCUAGUUUCUGAAGUGGAACAUAAUCCAGAGUCCACCAAAAAACUCCGAAAAUCCGCCCAUUCUAACUCUGGGCGGAAUUCACGACGCCGACUCACAGAAAAGAAGCCGAAGAAGCAGUACACUGUGGAGGAAUACAUGGCGUUGAAGCAGGAACUACGCCUCCGACAGAUACAGUACAGAUCCUUCCUCCCGCAGAGAACUUCCUACACCGUGUUUUAGUUGGUGAAGACAGCGCCGCCAUGCGAUGGCGCUCUUGCUGAGUUCCGUUAGCGAGCCCUUAGAACGGUGUGAUGGGUUCUAGUGCUAGACGACAGUCGAGCCGAAAAACGUGUGCUUGCAGCCAAGUCAAGUUGACAUGCAUUUACUCGUGGACGUGGAUGAAUAUGUACAAGUCGAUGUAUGCGAACUUGGGAGAAUACGUACAUGAGUGACUAUCCUCAGAUGGCCAGUGCAUAACCUUUUUGUAACGAUAAAUAAUAUGACCCAUUUGCUACCGUAGACAAAUGACGUCACCAUCUGCACCUCUCUCAUAAAAACAACAACAAAAAGACUUCCCAUAAAAUGGUUCUCGCACACGAGCGUAAAAUGACUGGACGGUUGUUUUUAGCGUAGCGUCUUUCGAUCCCGGCUCUACUCGGAAUAAGUCAUCAUCAUAAGGGUAAUCAUCAAAAGGAAUCGAGAUGUGGUACACAUAAUAAUCAAGGAUGUUGAAUUACCCAUCCGAGGAGUAACGACAUUUUAAAUAUUGCAAAUCGAUCCACAUUAGUUUGAAAUUACAUCCAUUUUAAAAUCCCACUCGUAGCUAUUUCAGUUUAAUCUUAGCAUUUAGGGGCAUUUAGGUGAUCAUUUAUUUAACCAGAUGUGACGUGGUACUGUAGAUUGUCCUCAUCUACAUGGUCAUUUGUAAAAUGAUAUUGACACCGAACCCAUUGUCAUUAGCUCCCCACAGCCAUGCUAACAAAGGGCCAUGGUCAAAUGUCCACUUUAAGUGGACACGGUCAGUAUUAAUGAUGCAGCAUUAUUUUCUAUACACACACAUAUAUAUAUAUACAUAAAUUAUACUACUUUGACAUUUAUCUCUCCGGCAAUAAAUAGCAUAGAUUCA
Haliotis rufescens (red abalone) is the source of this 3618-nucleotide messenger RNA. RefSeq lists its product as uncharacterized. The transcript has 13 exons. NCBI's taxonomy places the organism in Eukaryota, Metazoa, Mollusca, Gastropoda, Lepetellida, Haliotidae. The record is from RefSeq and is a predicted model, not a curated record. Bases 231 to 2732 code for a protein of 833 amino acids.